AAAAACUAAUUUAGAUAAUUUUAAAGUACUUUCACAGAAGAAUUUUUACAUAUAAGUUUUAGAAAUUUAAUUUUAGUAAUUGUAAUGAUGAUUAUAAAGUAAAACUGUAGAAGUAUCUAAUUUAUCAAAAGUACUAAAACUCAGCUACUGUGAUAACCACACAAAAAAGUCAGCUAAUAUGAAAAAUAAGCCAGCUAAUAUAUAGCAUAGUAUCUAAUUCCUUGUAAUCCAAAAGCAUCUGAUAAGUUGUACCUCAUAGAACUUUGAUGUUGAUAUUGAUGUUGGACAUAUAUACUGUGGUAUGCAAUUGGUAGAUGGUGGACUCGUGUCUACCAUUCUAAUGGUAAACAUGGGACAAAAGGCAACCCAUAAAACAAAAGUGCUUAUUAUUCUGUAUAUAGAGACUUGUAACCAACUUGAUUGGCCCUUACCUAUUACACCCUUCAACUGGAAUUUUAUGUCCUAGUUUGACUUUCUGUAAUAGUUUAGAUUACACUUUGACUAUCUGGAAGGUAUGUUUGGGUUUUUAGCAACAAUAUAUAGAAGUUAACUGUUAAUGUUCUAAAAUUUUGACUUCUUACUAUUUAAACGGAGUAUGAACCUUCAGAAGUAGAAACGGUCGUAAUACUUAUAUUUCGAAAUAGCAUUCUCAUGAGAGGUUGAUGUUUCUAUUACUUAACCUUUGCGUCGUUUUGUUGAUGAUUUAAAGCCAAAUAAGCCUGAGAGUGUAAUCAAGAAAGUGAUUUAGUUCCCUUUACUAUGGCUGGAUUUAAUCACCAUGCUGAAUUGAUGGGCCAAAACAAGUUCCAGGAGAUAUUAGCUUCUGAAGGUGUUGAGUUCCUUGAAUCUGCUAGUAAAAAGGUACCUCGUACAGCAAUCGAAGGAAAGACAAUAUGUCUCUUCUUUUCAGCCAGCUGGUGCAGGCCUUGCAAAGCCUUCACCCCCAAUCUAAUACAACUAUACAACUCCCUAAAAACGAAUGGUGAAAAGCUAGAGAUAAUUUUUAUAUCCUCCGACGGAGAUGAAAAGACAUACAAGGAACACCUAGAAACAAUGCCGUGGCUUGCUGUUCCAUUCAAUUUGAAUCUUUAUAGACGACUAGCUCACUUAUUCACCAUUGAUCAUAUCCCAGCACUGAUUCCACUGAAUUGUAAUGGAAAACAUGUUGAAGAUGAUGCUAUUACCCUGGUUGAAGAUUAUGGUGCUGAUGCAUUUCCAUUUACAAGGGAAAGAAGGGAUGAACUAAGAGCCAUGGAUGAGAGAAAACGUCGAGGUUGUAGAAUAGAAGAGCUUUUGGCACAUCCAGAGAGGGACUAUAUCAUUUCCAGAGAUGGUAAAAAGAUAUUAGUGUCAGAGCUUGUUGGUAAGACAAUAGGCUUGUAUUUUGGAGCACAUUGGUGCCCUCCUGCUCGAAAUUUUACCACACAACUUAUCGAGGCCCACAUGGAGCUCGUAACCAUACUAAACCAGCCAUUUGAAGUAAUAUUCAUAUCAACUGAUCGAGAUCACGAUGAAUUCAUCUGCAGCUUAUCAAGCAUGCCAUGGCCAGCAAUUCCAUAUGAGGAUAAAACCCGGCAAGACCUUAAAAGGAUCUUUGAGAUUAAAGGCAUACCAACCCUUAUACUUAUUGGACCAGAUGGAAAGAUCAUCAGCACCAGUGGAAGGGCUAUGAUCUCGUUGUAUGGUGCCAUGGCAUUCCCAUUCACAGAACCAAGGAUUGCUGGAAUCGAAGCAACUUUAAGGAAAGAAGGAGAGAGAUUUCCCCGUAAGGUGCAAGAUCCAAAGCACAUACACGAGCUUAAAUUGGACAUGGCUAAGGCUUAUGUUUGUGAUGCUUGCAGAAAGCAAGGUAGAUUCUGGACUUUCUCCUGUGAUGUGUGUGACUAUGACCUUCAUCCUAGGUGUGUGGAAGAAACAUUUUAGAAGCCUCUUCAGAGACGUAUGUCGUAAUACUGUUUGUAUAUAAUCGUCACAAUCGUGUAUGCGCAAAUUCUCAGCACAUGAAUCUGCUGUAUUGUUUACUUAUCCAGCACAUGACGAGUAUCUCUGUUAACUUCGCCCAGAGAUAAUCUUAUGUUCCUUCUAUAAUCCAUUGAUGUUAUUUCUACAUUUUAACCCUUGUACGAUUCAUUUCUGCUCCACCCUUCAAACAUACAUGUAAUUUUUGGACAAUGUUUUACACAUUGAUAUCUUGCCAGCAGAAAUGGCAUCUAGCCAAGGUUGUGUACUUUUCAACUGAAAAUGACUAAUAUGAACUUUCUUAACUCUCCGAAGAGCAAUUUCUAUUUU
This is a messenger RNA of Beta vulgaris subsp. vulgaris (sugar beet), 2289 nucleotides long. RefSeq names its product probable nucleoredoxin 3. Gene Ontology annotation, molecular function: thioredoxin-disulfide reductase (NADPH) activity. The record is from RefSeq and is a predicted model, not a curated record. Lineage: Eukaryota; Viridiplantae; Streptophyta; Magnoliopsida; Caryophyllales; Amaranthaceae. The transcript has 3 exons. Bases 760 to 1923 code for a protein of 387 amino acids.